This is a messenger RNA of Podarcis muralis (Common wall lizard), 2941 nucleotides long. RefSeq lists its product as uncharacterized. Lineage: Eukaryota; Metazoa; Chordata; Lepidosauria; Squamata; Lacertidae. The record is from RefSeq and is a predicted model, not a curated record.
UUGACUAUCUGAGGCAGCUGUGGCGAACACUUGGGUGGACUUGGAAGGGUGCAAGCUGAUGCUCGCUGGACUUCUUGGUUGGCAAGAAGCACCAUUGCACGUUGGCAUCAAGACAGCCAUAGGAGUUUUCCGCAGCUGAUAGGCUCUCCUGGUGGCAAAUUGGGUGUUGGAAACCCUAGUGAAAGGCCACAUAAACUCAGAAACCGAUUCAAAAAUGAGGAGGAAAAUGGCAGCCAAGCGGAAUAUGGUAGCUCAGUAUCUCCAGUGUCCGGCACCACUGGAGCAAAGAGUGCAGCCGUCGGUGAAAAUGGAGAAGGAGCCAGACCCAAUGGGUUCUGACACACUGGGGAUAUCAGAGGGGUCAGUAAAAACCUACCGUAUUGUGCAGGUUGGGACAGCUGGAGGCGGCCUAAGGCUGAUAACACCUCAGCAGACCAGGAGCGAACGGCUGGAAACACCCCAGCGGUGGGAGAUUCAGGGGCAACAGGAAUUGCCAACUCCAGAUCUCACGCCAGUUCAGUCGCCUGCGUGGAGGAACCUGCAAGUGCCAGAACUCACAUUGACGGAAGAUGUUGAGACCUACCUGGCUACCUUUGAGGACGUGGCUGAGGCCUGCAAGUGGCCGAAGGAACAGUGGGUGACGCGGCUCAUGCCCGCCCUCAACGGAGCCGCGCUCCAGGCCUACAAUAACUUGGAUCCCAGAGAGAGCGGGGAUUAUGGGAAAGUGAAGGCCGCCAUCUUGCGAGAGGAUGCCGUCAGUCUGGAGAGGCAGCGCCAGAACUUCAGGCACUUCCGCUACCAGGAGGCCGAGGGCCCUCGCGAGGUCUGUGCCCGCCUGCGGGGGCUCUGCCACCGCUGGCUGGAGCCAGAAAGCCGCACCAAGGAGCAGAUUGUGGAGCUGUUGGUCCUGGAGCAGUUCCUGACCAUCCUGCCAGAGGAAAUGCAGGACUGGGUUCAGGAAUAUCGCCCCAAGACCUGCGUUCAGGCCGUGACCCUGGCAGAGCACUUCCUGCUGAAGCAGCAGGAAGGCGAGAGGUGGGAUCAGCAGGUGCUGGGGCCUUUUGUACUCGAGGAGGCUGUGAGCUUCCCAGAAACUGAGCAAGUGCCCUUGGACACCAGGCAGACGAUGCUUUGCAGAGAUGCCAAGGAGGAGAUGAACGGAAAUGCCACUUCAUUGGCAGGUGAAGAGAUCCAGACCAAAAACGGGGGCUUUCUAAUACAGGAAAGCAUAAAGAAGCAGAGAAGCCGGAUGCUCCCCACCUUGCAGCCAGCCCAGUUUGCCUGCCAGAACGUCGACGGCCAGCAGCCUGCGAAUAAGCAAGACGCGCUUUUCCCGUGCCCUGAAUGCGGGAAGAACUUCUCUCGCAAAUCCACCCUCACCAGGCACCGGAGGGUCCACACUGGGGUCAAGCCCCACCAGUGCACCGAAUGCGGGAAAAGGUUCCUGCACAAAUUCAACCUGGUGAACCACAUGAGAACCCACCUGCGGGAGGAAGCGAGCCGCUGUUCACUUUGCGGGAAGAAUGCAAAGUGGAAUUCGGGCCAGGGGGGCCACGACAGGAAGGCCGGGUGUUGCGAAUGCGCAGAAAGUUUCGGGCUGCAGUUCAGUACAGAGCAGAGCAUGCAGGAGAGAGAAGAGCCCUUCAGCUGACUUGAAGGCAAAGGCUGGAAUUGUAGCUGACUUGAAUGUAGAGAAUUUUUUUUUAGGAAAUACUCUAAACCUAGGGGAUCUUUUUUAUUUUUAUUUUCGUCCUGGAACUCUUUAGAAGCAGGAACUGCCUUUUGAUGACUAGGUGGUUACCUUUAACAUAAUCGAAGCAAAGAAUGCCUUCAGCAGCUCAGAUGGGUUGUAUGUUUGUUUGUUUUCCUUUGGAUGUUUGUCAGUUUAUGGAGGGGAGUGGGGUGGAAGAAGGCAAAGAAGCCCCAACCUGCAUUUACAGCGGGAAAUAUUUGCUCCUCCUAAUGCCGUUGUGAAAGAUGGACAAGGAUUCCUCUUGUGUCAGUUGCACAGGACCUACAUGCGGAACUAGUAAAAACUACACACAAACGCAAUGUGAUUGAAUGGCAUCUUAUCCACACACGCUUUUCAACUGACAGAAUAGCUGUCUGAAUAUUGAAAUCUGAGCAGUGAAAAGAUAAGCUUCACCCUCAAAACUUAUUAUCAUAAAUAGGAAUGCAAGCUCAAAGUAUCUGUAUUGGAUGACCUGGAAAGCCAUGUGGGUGGGUGCCAACCAAUCAUAUUUUGUCUAAGAAAUGACAGAGUCAGAAUUCUGUUAGUUUGGAGCAAACUCCUGGUAAUGUGUCACCUCAAAGGCCUUCAAACCACUUCCUCCUUCAUGGUGGUCUUUAACAAAACAUACUCACUAUUGCAAUGUGGAAGAGAUCUGUUCUACUGACAUUCAACUUUUCUUUGUGUUUCUUUUUUCAUAGCCUCUCAAUUUAGAAGUGGAGCAAUUCAUAAAGAAUAUUUGUUGUCCAUUCAAACCUCUCCUUUUACAGUUUGUGGCAGGAGAUCUCCCUCUUAAACUAGUUUUCUCGCCACCCAAUUAAUUUACUUUUAUUUAUUUUUUUUACUUUUAAGAAUUAAGAGAGUCUCCAUAGUUUCACAUGCCCAAGGGGGACCUUGGACUUGUGUUUUUUUCCUCAAAUAACAGCUUUCCAUACCACUAAAGCAUUUCAGAAGUAGUUUGUGAUAAGAAAUGGGAGGUCUGGUAUUCAAAAGGGUGGGGGGAGUUUUUAAAAAUCCUACUGCGUAUGGCUAACGUAGCUUUUGGAACUCUGCCUCUGUUUAUUUGUACAAGCCUGUCAAAACACGUUUCAGUAUUUCAAGCCUUUCUAACACUACCAGUUUUAACCCCUGUAACACUGUUGAUACACCAAAAUUGCAUGUUUGGAAACCUGCAAUGAUUAUAGCUGCAUAUGUAAAUUUUAGGGUUUUUUU